Messenger RNA from Trifolium pratense (red clover), 1274 nucleotides. Its product is annotated as triacylglycerol lipase 2-like. Lineage: Eukaryota; Viridiplantae; Streptophyta; Magnoliopsida; Fabales; Fabaceae. Gene Ontology annotation, molecular function: hydrolase activity, acting on ester bonds. The record is from RefSeq and is a predicted model, not a curated record. The coding region runs from base 1 to 1239 and encodes 412 amino acids. Gene Ontology annotation, biological process: lipid metabolic process. The transcript is spliced from 9 exons.
AUGGCCAGCAGCAGAGUAAUUAGUGUUCUCUCAAUACUCUUGCUUUGCAUUACAAUAAUACAAGGAAGAAAAACACUUUACACUAGCAAUGAUUUUUCAGCAUCCUCUCUAAAUACUGAUGAUGGUAUCUGCAAGACUAUGGUAGAAACACAAGGUUACACAUGUGAAGAACAUAAGGUUACAACAGAGGAUGGCUACAUCCUGAGCAUGCAGAGGUUACCGGCAAGUCGGUCCGGUGAGAAAGCAAACAAACCACCGGUGUUAAUACAACAUGGCAACAUGUUUGACUCAUAUGAUUUAUUUCAGGAUGCGGUAAUAUGGUUGUUCAAUUCACCAGAUGAAUCAUUGGGAUUUAUUUUAGCUGACAGUGGAUUUGAUGUGUGGCUUGUGAAUGGUCGUGGCACAAAAUAUAGCACCAUGCACACAUCACUAAGUCCUAAUGACAAGGCUUAUUGGGAUUGGUCAUGGGAUGAAUUAGCUAGUUAUGAUCUUCCUGCUUCAGUCCAAUAUGUGUACAACAAUACUGGUCAAAAAAUGCACUAUGCAGGUCAUUCUCAAGGAACUCUAAUGGCUUUUGCUGCAUUAUCACAAGGACAACUUUUGAAUAUGUUAAGAUCAGCUGCUUUACUUAGUCCAAUUGCUCAUAUGAAUCAAAUUUCUUCAAAGGAAACAAAACUCGGUGCUGACCUCUUUUUAGCUAAUGAUAUAUAUUGGCUAGGCAUACGUGAAUUCAGUCCUAUUGAGGAUGUUGGAGCAAAGUUUUUGGAUGGCAUCUGCCACACUCUAAACUUGAAUUGCGCAAACCUAAUGGCAUUUUUCACAGGUCCGAAUUGCUGCAUAAAUUCUUCUAGGAUAGAUUUCUAUCUUCAGCAUGAACCACAACCAUCAUCAACAAAGAACUUGAUCCAUUUUUCACAAAUGAUCAGAACAGGAAACAUAGCAAAGUAUGAUUACGAUGAUCAAGCACAAAAUGUGAAGCACUAUGGUCAACGAGUUCCUCCAACUUAUGACCUGACCAAAAUCCCAAAUGAUUUCCCUCUUUUUUUUGCCUAUGGAGGUAAAGAUCAGCUAUCUGAUGUACAAGAUGUGAAGAUUUUGCUUAAUGACCUCCAAGAUCAUGAUGCUAACAAGCUCGUGCUAGAGUUCAACCAAGAUUAUGCACAUGCUGAUUUUAUUUUGAGUGUCAGUGCUAAACAAGAUGUUUAUGAUCCCAUGAUAGCUUUUUUCAACAACCAGUGAAUUUACAAUGAUUAUUGUGCUUCAAACCAUGUACA